GCCUCGUUCCCAGGCCUUACUUUUUCUUGCUGUUGUCACUGUUCAUCCAUAAAUCAUAGAAAGACAUAGUGAGGCAGCAAAGAAAGAAAUGGGCAUACAGUUAAGAAAAAGUAAGGCCUGGUUUGGGAAAUCGCGUGAUCCACAAGGAUUUUUAUGAACGUGGGCGAUAUGUAGCCCACAAUCGUGACAUAAGAUAUUCUCCCACGCAUUCAGAGUUUUAAUAAGACUGUACUGAGACAACCACCAAGCUGUGCUGCAAGUCAGAUCAGAGAACCAGCGUGGCCAGCUCUGGCCGGUGGCAGUAGCUACCUGCUAUAUGAUAAUGAUGACUAAGCUAUUCUUGAUCUAACCUGUAUAGACUAUAGCAUGUAGAAAGACACAAGAAAAGGUGAUAGUCUGAUAGAAUAGGAUAGAAUCUGAACACACAAUCUAGACUAGUAGAUCAUCUAGCUAAGCCUAAGGUAUAGCUAGCUCUAGUGCUUGCAAACUUCCAUAGAAUAGGAUAGAAUCUGAACACACAAUCUAGACUAGUAGAUCAUCUAGCUAAGCCUAAGGUAUAGCUAGCUCUAGUGCUUGCAAACUUCCAGUUCCAAGUCCAUGUCCAGCUUGCUGCAGGCAAAGUUUUAUUAGUCAUAGAUCUCUGCGUGGGCAGUCCAACAUCUCUAGCUCAGCAUGCCCACACUCAUUUUCACCCUUCUACCACCCUUCUACCCUCACGCGACUUCCCGAUACAGGCUCUCCUUUUUCCUAACUUUACGUCUAUUUCUUUCUUUAUUCCUCCAAUUAAUACCGUAUUUUAUCUCAUUGAACGAUUAAUACAGUAUUUUAUCUUAUUGAACGAUUGUGAUAAAGAACAGAAAAAGGAGAGCCUGUGUAGAGGCUAGCUACAAGUAGCAGCUUGUUAGUGCUGACUUUCUCAUGGCAGAGUUCAAGUUUAUGCAGGUGAAAACAACUUUAGAUGACAAACUAAAUUAUCUGGAGCUAAUAAACGCCGCUCUUGAACAGUGGCCUCUCUUGAAUUGUAGCCUCCUCUUCCAGCAAAAUGAAACAUUUAGUAGCCGCGGCUCCUGAUCAAGCAUAUACGGUAUACAGUAUGUACAACAAGGAAAUAAAACGCAUGGACUCACCUCUCACCCCAACAACCGAGCCAUCCAGCCCAUAUCAGGACAUUGAUGACACCGAGCCAUCCAGCUUCUGCCGUCAAGACCCAUAUCAGGAGUACUCUGAACAGGCCAGGCUGCAAGAGUCCGACUCCACCCCUACUCCAAAGAAGAGAUGUCUGCGAGAGAUACAGGAGGAGGGUCGGUCGCAGAGUUCUAACCACAACCUCAGUUCAGAGGAGGAUUCUGACCUGAAACAGGAGAGUGCCUUCGACCCGUGGCCGAGUUCUAACCACAGCCUCAGUUCAGAGGAGGAUUCUGACCUGAAACAGGAGGAGAGUGCCUUUGACCUCCUGUCGCAGAGUCCUACCCACAGCCUCACUCCAUAUGAAGAUUCAGAUGAAGAUUCUUGCCUGAAACAGGAGGAGGAAAUUGACGACAGCCUCUCUCAAAAAGACGCCACUGAUCUGGAGAAGGAGCAACAGGAGUCCGAUUUACAAUCAACUCCAAGACAAAGCAUUCAAGUCACACCCAAACCAAGCCUGCACAAAAUGCAGGGAGCAGAGGGAUGCGCAAACACGGGACCGGAAAGGCUCACAGAACCGUAUAGCUCAAAACCUGUGUAUACACCAAAAAGAACACGUCAGUAUACACGUCAGUAUGAAACAAAGGUAUUGAUGACUUCAACCGAUACCGAUACCGAUACCGGGUCAGACAGAGAAUCGGAGUACUUUCCAACACCACUACGACAGUUUAAAAUCAAGCUGCCCGCUUUACCAGAUAUUCCAAACAAUUGCACAAUCGCAGAGAUGCGACAGGUGGACAGCUUCAUUCAAAAGGUCAGCAGAGGCUGCAAAAGAACGGGCUGCCGUGGAGGGCUUAUUCCUGUUGAAGCGAGAACUCAGCAAAUGGGAGGAGCGGCACGAAUAAUCUAUAGAUGCAAGAGAUGCUCAAAGUAUUAUACUUUUGACAGUGCCAUUCUUCCGGAUCACCCCACAACCAGACAGAGCAAACUCAGCAGGGCACUACAGGUGGCCUUCAUUACAGCAGGAUGCACACAUGCAACAUACAGGAAGGUGCUUGAUAUCCUUGGCAUGGCGGCAGUGUCCUUUCCGACAUUUAUGCAAACUAUAAGGGAUAUGCACCCUGUAGUGGAGGAAAUGGUCGAGGAAAUGUGCUCAAGAGAGAAAGAAAGAAUGAAAAACAUGAGCCAGGAACAACUCGGAUCAUGGACACGAGCUGUUACUACUGCCGAUGGUGUCUGGCACACGCGUGGUUUCUUUAGCAAAAAUUCCACAUUCACCAUACGAAACUACUUCAACGGAGCACUGCUAUAUUUUAUACAUCUGUGCCAAAAAGGCCGAGACCACAUCAUCGAAGAACCGCUGUACAAAGGCACAUCUAAGUCAACUGAAGGGUACAGUGCAACACAAUUGAUGAAUGUGGCACGCACAGAGGGUUUGAACAUUGAAGUCCACUGGCAAGAUGGCGACUCUUCUUCGAGCAAACGUGUCUUAGAAGUGUUUCCCGGUGCCAAAAUCAUGUUGUGCGGAGGUCAUGCUGCAAAGUCUCACCUCAAGCUACUGAUGGUUCGAGGCAAGCAAAAGAAGUUCACUGCCGCACUACAAGACAGGGAGAAAAAAUUUUUUCCAGAAGUUGUUAAUGUCGAGUGUCACUGCAAAUCCAAAAAUUGUAAGGCAGGAUGCGGAUGUCUGACAGACGUGUUCUGCCAGCGUUCGAGAAAUAGCUUCUCCACCAUACUGUCGACCUGCGAGUCUGCCUCUGACUUCUCAAGACGACUCAGUCAUCUAACACACCACGUACAGGAUGAGCACCAAUGGGAGGAAGAACAAACAUGUGAAAAACACUAUCUAACCACCUGUAAAGAAUGCGAGUUCGAAUCUGACGGAGUGGUUGCUCGACAGUGUGACUUUCACCCCCUUACACUAUGUAACUGCGGCGAGUGUGCCGAUAAAAAUCACCACGAGUGUGAAGGGAAACUGUAUCGUACGAAAGAGGUAUUACGUUGCCCCUUUCACCUACUAGCAUACAAAAUUGAGUGCCUGACGAGAACAAAAAUGGCCGACAAGCUAGUCCACCCCAUCCUGAAGCGUGGCCACUCCAAUUGGCUCGAGAGUUCACACAGUGUUCUGAUACGAUUUAGACAAAAGCACGUAUUCUUAGAGAGGCUCCAUUACAUUGUCUCAACCAACCUCGGCCUAUUGCAAGCCAACAUGACACACGAGUAUCAACAACAGGGGGCUGACUAUCACUGGAAAACCGAGCUCUACAAAAAACUGAAUCUACCAUUGUACGAAGGUGUACAAGAGGUGUUGUCCAAGCAAAAUCAACAGAGGAAGAAAGUACUUGACGGAGUCAAAACAGAAAAGACCAAAAAACGACGAGUGCAGCUGAAGAAGCUAAGAGUGAUAGAUCGACAGCAACGCAUUCUCUGGACAGACCAACAUGGACGUGACACAUACGGCACUCCUGAUGGUGAUGACUCAGACAUAGAGUGUUACGACGGUGUCCCAGACGAGCAUGAUGUUGUCACUACUGAUAGUGAUGACUCAGACGUAGAGUGUUACGAUGGUGUCCCAGAUGAGCAUAAUUUUGUCACUUCUGAUGGUGAUGCACAUAGUGACCAUGAGAUUCCAGACGAGCAUGUCAGUGAAUGCAAUUGCAAUACUUUGACAACAGCUCACAAACACAUCAGCGAACCACACAUCAACGAUCGAACCAAUGCAGCGCAACCCGAACCACAACCCGAACCACAAAUCAACGAUCGAACCAAUGCAACACAACCCCACAUCAACGAACCGCCAUCGGGUGUGAACACAGAUUGUGGUAAUCUACUUGGCAGUAAUCUAGACAAGACGGACAGGCUAGAGGUUGGCAUGUACGUUUAUCUUCACAGCAGUCGUUUUGGAGAGCAACACCUUCUCUGUCGGAUUGCUAAAAAAGUAGGCAAUCUUUUUCGGUUGUAUUGUGGCGGUGGUAUUCUUAACGCAAGCUAUUCCCCAGAAGUGUUGACAAUUUCUUUGAGUGACAGUAACCACAGCCUUUCACUAGGGAAUUGGCGCACUUCUCCAAAAAUCUCUUUGGCUGCUGCCGCCCUUGAAGCUGCCUGCCUUGCUAAGUGCAAGUGUGUCAUUCCCAAACCUGUCGUUGUAGACAUUUCCGAAGAUGAUGGCCCUACCACAGCUGCUACAAGUGAAAAAGUAUGGAUGGAGAACUGUUUAUACAAAUUAACCAUCGCAGAAAAGGAAGAGGUAGUAUCUUCUUGUGGUUGGCUCAAUGACAGGGUCAUCACUGCUGCUCAGCUAUUAAUGCUACAGCACUCUCCUUUGAUGGAGGGAUUGCAACCACCUACGCUUGCACAGCGUCAGGCCUUCGAUUGUCACAAGGAUCAGAUCUUUGUGCAAAUUAUCAUUGUUGGUAACAGUCACUGGUGUGUUGUAUCGAAUGUGGGCUGUGACGAAGGUACGGUGAAUGUGUAUGACACGAUAUUUGCUAGACCUUCGAAUAUCACCGUACGGGUUGUAUGUAGCCUUGUCUCCUGUUCAACGCCCACACUAUCCAUCAAUAUGAUGGAUGUUCAGAGGCAGUCAAAUGGAUCAGACUGUGGUGUGCUUGCGAUUGCUAUCGCUUUCGAACUCUGCUGCCAUAGAGAUCCAUGUAUCCAGAAAUUUGGCAACACAGUUUCUAUUCGAUCUCAUCUUGCCAGGUGCCUUGAAGACUGCAAGCUUACCACAUUUAGCACAGGAAUUCGUAGGUGCCGAAACAGGGUUAAAUUUUCAAAGCAGGUUGAAAUUGCUUGUUUAUGUCGAGAACCCAAAGAUAAACAAUCGAUGGUGAAGUGCAAAAACUGUAAAGCCUGGUUCCAUAAGCACUGUUGCAGGGAAACCACACAAGUUGUAGUUCCCUGGGCCUGUACAUUUUGUAGAAACUAAUUGCUGUUGUUUUUUCCAUUAUUACUAGAAUAUCGUUAUAGAUAAUGUGGUUAAAUUUUGCUAUGAGGAUUUAGCUACUAUGGAAUGCACUGAAUCCCCUGAAGUGUAAGUGCGGUUACAAUAACAGGGCUAAUAUGACGUUGAGCAAUCUGAUAGGCUGCAAUGCUCGUUGCAGCUGAGACGAGUGACUGAUAGACAGUUUGCCAGUCCCUCGCGCUACGCGAGGGGCUGUCGCCGCCAGUCUAGGUCAAACUAGCCAUAACUCGAGCUACAUAACUUUACUGUAGACUGGCGGCGACAGCCGCCCGAGCGCGAGCGACUGGCAAACUGCCUAUCAGUCACUCGUCUCAGCGGAAGUGUAAUAGAUUGUAUGACACUACUAAACAUGAAUAUUAUUAUAGAUAAUACGGUUAUAUUUUGCUAUGAGAUUUAGCUGCUAUGGAAUGCACUGAAUCCCCUGAAGUGUAUGUGCUGUUAAAAUUACGGGCUAAUAUGACGUUGAGCAAUCUGAUAGGCUGCAAUGCUCGUUGCAGCUGAGACGAGUGACUGAUAGGCAGUUUGCCAGUCCCUCGCGCUACGCACGCACAAAGUUGCCUACAACCAUUAUAGGCAACGAAUUGGUCUCUUGCUUUCAUAUCAUUCAAGGAUGGUGUAACAUUGUACCAUUCUCUAAUUACCCCACCCCAACUUUCAGGUGUCUGGUCGUCCCCUGUGCUCAAAGGAGAGAGACCUCCUCCCUGUAGUAGCUUCACCUUCACUAUGGUGGACCAGCACAGGGCAGUCCUCUUUGGAGGGAAACAACCUGGCCGUGGUGGUAGGGUCAAUGAUGUCUACCUGU
Messenger RNA from Halichondria panicea, 5891 nucleotides. RefSeq lists its product as uncharacterized. The transcript is spliced from 11 exons. The coding region runs from base 1043 to 5053 and encodes 1336 amino acids. The record is from RefSeq and is a predicted model, not a curated record. NCBI's taxonomy places the organism in Eukaryota, Metazoa, Porifera, Demospongiae, Suberitida, Halichondriidae.